CAGUGCCAAAAAAGGCGAGCCACGCCUCGGCCUUCUCCCGGCAAGCUGUGCGGCUGCAGGCAGAGGACUGGCGGGAGCGUGGCCGAGAUGGCGUCUGCGGACGGCGUGGUCGAGGAAGCUGUUCCGGCUGCGCGGCGCAGCAGCGGGAGCAGAGGAGCCGCCCUCAACAGCCUUGUCGGCCGCUUGCCGCUCACGCCGGCGCUUUCCCCACGGAAAAGGACCACCAGCCAGUCGAAAACGGAGCCGCCGCUGCUUCGGACCAGCAAGCGCACCAUCUACACGGCUGGGCGGCCGCCCUGGUACAACGAGACUGGCACUCCUUUCAAAGAAGCCUUUGUCAUUGGCUUGUGUGGUGGCAGUGCGUCUGGCAAGACUACAGUGGCCAACAAAAUCAUUGAAGCACUAGAUGUGCCUUGGGUGGUGCUCCUCUCCAUGGAUAGCUUCUACAAGGUGCUGAACAAAGAACAGCAAGAGCAAGCUGCUUGUAAUGAAUACAACUUUGACCAUCCUGAUGCCUUUGAUUUUGACCUGCUCAUCAGUGUCCUACAGAAGCUGAAAGAGGGCAAGAGCGUUAAAGUUCCUGUUUACGAUUUUACCACACAUAGCCGAAGCAAGGAGUGGAAAACUAUCUAUGGGGCCAAUGUAAUUGUAUUUGAAGGUAUCAUGUCAUUUGCCAAUAAGGAGCUUCUACAGCUCCUGGACAUGAAAGUUUUUGUGGACACAGAUUCAGAUAUCCGGCUUGUGCGGCGGUUGAAGCGGGACAUCAUGGAACGUGGGCGGGACGUGGCAGGUGUCAUUAAGCAGUACAGCAAGUUUGUGAAGCCAGCCUUUGAGCAGUACAUUGAGCCUACAAUGCAGGCGGCAGACAUUGUGGUGCCUCGAGGUGGAGAGAACUUUGUGGCUCUGGACUUGAUUGUUCAGCAUGUUCAUAGCCAAUUGGAAAAGAGGAAGCUACGCUGGCAUAUAGCAGCCUUGGCCUCUGCUCAUCAGGGACAACCAUUGCCAACAACCUUAAGUGUCUUGGAGAGCACACCGCAGGUUCGGGGGAUGCACACUAUUAUCAGGAACAAGGACACCAGCAGGGAUGAAUUCAUAUUCUAUUCCAAGCGCCUCAUGCGGCUGCUGAUUGAACACGCCCUUUCCUUUCUACCACUCAAGCCAGUAACUGUAGAGACACCACAGGGGACAAUUUAUGAUGGAAAGAGAUUUCACAGGCAGCGGAUCACUGGAAUCUCCAUCCUGCGAGCAGGUGAGACCAUGGAGCAGGCUCUUACAGCUGUCUGCAAAGAUAUUCGCCUGGGAAAAAUUCUCAUCCAAACCAACCAUGACACAGGGGAACCUGAGCUGCAUUAUCUCAGGCUGCCCAAAGAGAUCAGUGAAGACUACGUCAUCCUGAUGGAUAGCACUGUGUCUACGGGAGCUGCUGCCAUGAUGGCCAUUCGGGUGCUAUUGGAUCAUGAUGUACAAGAGGAUAGGAUCUUCUUAUUGUCUCUGCUGAUGGCAGAGAUGGGAGUCCAUUCUGUGGCUUAUGCUUUUCCCCGUGUGCGUAUCAUCACCACAGCUGUGGACAAGAGAGUCAAUGAGGAAUUCCACAUCAUCCCUGGCAUUGGGAACUUUGGAGACCGUUAUUUUGGCACAGAUGCCACCAUCCCCUGGUAUGAGAAUGAUGACAUGGAUUGCUGACCUGAUUCUGCUGGACAAGGCUUUAUUUCUUGAAUAUUGGGUGUCUCUUCUUGGCUUGACUACAGGCAUAAUGCUAUUGCCCUGGUCCUUUCUUUUCAUAAGUACAAGCUUUACUAGACUUCUCAGCAGUGGUGCAAUUUUGAUAGCACUUCCUGCUAUAAUACCUAUAAAUACCUAUAACAGUAACGAAUGGAAACAUUGCUGCUGCUGCUGCUACUACUACCUUCCCAUUCACAGUCUCCUUCAUAUUUAUUGGUAUUUAUUGCGGCAUUUACUCCACUCUAGUACUGCUUCCCAUGCUUUCUUUUUUUUAAAAAAAAUGCAGUACCUUUAUUAUAAAAUAGUAUAAAGAAUAUAAGAAUUCGUUUGAAAUGUGACUUCACUGUGGGCAGCAGCAUCAUAGGCGCAAGCAGUGGAAGUGAGAUGAGGCGUUGUUCUGGGAGGCUUCCAAGGCGUCCGGCUCCAUUCUUCCUUCAGGGACCUUUCUCCUGGAUUUGACUUCAGGAGGCUCCACGAAAGGAUCUCUUUGGGUCACCUGGUUGCUUUCAUCCAGCUUCCAUGUGUAGCUUCAGCAGCAUCUUGUUCCCCUAUCAAGGAUGUUGUAAGAAAGUGUAUCCCUGCAAAUCCAUUGGAUUUUUUCACUGGCCCGGUGAGCUACUUGUGCCCUUUUAUAUGUGUUUCCUCACUGGCUGAUGUGCAAUGCAAGCAGGCUUCUGCACGUUGGCCUGGGGUUCCUCUCUAAAAUAAUUUGAUGCUGACUUAUUCAGGAUCCUGUGAUCGUUGACAGCUGUGUAUAAAUUGCACUUGUCCUCCCUAAUUCGUGACUGCACAAGCAUUUGGGACCAUAGUGUUGCUAUAAGGGACCUCAUGCUAGAGGCAAGUGCUCUAUGCCUAAAGUCAAUACUACUAUUAGUGAAAGCCAGAGCUACAUUUGCCUUCCAAACCAAAAGUGGCUACUGGCCUAACAUUAGGCCCCCAACCUGCAUUCCCUUAUCCUGAUCUGUUUUUCAGUACUGUACCCAGCUGACUUGUUUUUUUUUUUUAAAUGCCAUAAUAAAAGAUUUACAGCGCAA
Messenger RNA from Pantherophis guttatus, 2756 nucleotides. The record is from RefSeq and is a predicted model, not a curated record. NCBI's taxonomy places the organism in Eukaryota, Metazoa, Chordata, Lepidosauria, Squamata, Colubridae.